AUGCACAGCCUGGACGCGUCGAGUGGAAGAUGGGUGGUCACAUGGCAAGCCAUACUGCAGAUGCACUAUGUGCAUGGCCUAUGUGGGAAGAAGGGGUUCUUCGAGUACUCGCCGAGACUCCGCUGCUCGUGUCCUCCUGGAUUCGAGAUGGUUAAUCCAAACGUGUGGAGCAAAGGCUGCAGGCCGACGUUCAGCUACAACUGUGGUCAAGACAGGUACAGCUUCAUCCAGAUCCCUCAAACCGAUUUCUACGACUUUGAUCUUGGCGUCAACGACUCCAUCUCGUUUGAAGAGUGUAGAAACAUCUGCUUGGGCAUGUGCUCUUGCAUCGCUUUCUCUUACCGGCUGACCGGAACCGGCGUUUGUUACCCUAAAGGCCUGCUGUUCAAUGGCUACAAGUCGCCUGCAUUCCCAGGAAGUGUCUAUCUUGAAGUGCCCCUCACUGCUGACAUUCAGAUUCAGGUCUCUGAAUCACCACAAUCAGCUCUCACAUGCUCCCAUGUUGGUCCCAAGACUAGGCAUGAACCUUCAGAUCACAUGGACAGAUGGCUAUAUUUCUAUUUAUGUCCUGGAUUGUUAGGAGCCCUGGAGCUCAUUCUCAUCUUGACGACAUGGUGGUUCCUUUCCAGGAAGAAUGGCAAUGUGCAAGAUUCAACACAGGGAGGUUAUGCGGUGUUAAGAAAUCAGUUCAGGAGAUUUACUUACCAAGAGCUACAGCAAGCAACUGGAAGGUUCAGAGAAGAAGUUGGAAGAGGUGGCUCUGGGAUUGUGUACAGAGGAUUGCUAAAAGAUAAGAGGGUCAUCGCGGUGAAGAAUCUCAUGGAUGUCACCAAACACGAAGAGGAAUUCUGGGCAGACACGAAUGUGAUCGGGAGGAUCAAUCACAUGAACCUGGUUCGCACAUGGGGAUUCUGCUCACAAGGCAAACACAGGCUGCUGGUAUAUGAAUUUGUGGAGAAUGAGUCACUGGACAGGCACCUGUUCAGCGCGGAAAGAUUGCUCACGUGGAGCGAGCGUUUCCAUAUCGCCUUGGGAUCGGCGAGGGCCCUGGCUUAUCUCCACCACGAGUGCCUUGAGUGGGUUCUACACUGUGACGUGAAGCCUGAGAACAUACUCUUGACCCGAGAUUUUGAAGCCAAGAUAGCAGACUUUGGGUUAGCAAAGCUGUAUAAAAGAGAUGGAUCCAGUUUCAACUUCUCACAUAUGCGAGGAACAGCCGGUUAUAUGGCCCCGGAAUGGGCGAUGAAUCUGCCAAUCAAUGCCAAGGUCGACGUCUAUAGCUUCGGAGUGGUGCUCCUAGAACUGGUGGCUGGGAGGAGGAUUUCCAGCUGCACAAAGGAUGACAAAGUUAUCAAACUGAAACAAUUUGUCCGGGGUGUGAAGGAAGCUUUAGUUACCGGGGAUGCUGCGAGUAUAGUGGAUGCGAAGCUUCAUAGGCAGUUCCACACCGAUCAGGCGAUAAUUAUGAUGACGGCUGCUGUAUCGUGCCUCGCAGAAGAAAGAAGCAAGAGACCAACCAUGAAUGAAGUUGUAAAAUCUCUCUUGCAUUGCGAGGGAUGA
This is a messenger RNA of Triticum turgidum subsp. durum (durum wheat), 1560 nucleotides long. The record is from the annotation of a GenBank genome assembly. Lineage: Eukaryota; Viridiplantae; Streptophyta; Magnoliopsida; Poales; Poaceae.